Molecule: messenger RNA, 2541 nt
Organism: Closterium sp. NIES-65
Lineage: Eukaryota; Viridiplantae; Streptophyta; Zygnematophyceae; Desmidiales; Closteriaceae
Source: the annotation of a GenBank genome assembly
AUGUCAUCACGCCCCGCUCUCUCAUCACACCCCACUCUCUCAUCACACCCCACUCUCUCAUCACACCCCACUCUCUCAUCACACCCCACUCUCUCACCACACCCCACUCUCUCAUCACACCCCACUCUCUCAUCACACCCCACUCUCUCACCACACCCCACCCUGUCACCACACCCCACUCUGUAUUCACCCCACUCUGUCCAACCUCUCCCUUUCCCCAUCUCCCUCUGUCCCCACCUCUCCCUUUCCCCAUCUCCCUCUGUCCCCACCUCUCCCUUUCCCCAUCUCCCUCUGUCCCCACCUCUCCCUUUCCCCAUCUCCCUCUGUCCCCACCUCUCCCUUUCCCCAUCUCCCUCUGUCCCCACCUCUCCCUUUCCCCAUCUCCCUCUGUCCCCACCUCUCCCUUUCCCCAUCUCCCUCUGUCCCCACCUCUCCCUUUCCCCAUCUCCCUCUGUCCCCACCUCUCCCUUUCCCCAUCUCCCUCUGUCCCCACCUCUCCCUUUCCCCAUCUCCCUCUGUCCCCACCUCUCCCUUUCCCCAUCUCCCUCUGUCCCCACCUCUCCCUUUCCCCAUCUCCCUCUGUCCCCACCUCUCCCUUUCCCCAUCUCCCUCUGUCCCCACCUCUCCCUUUCCCCAUCUCCCUCUGUCCCCACCUCUCCCUUUCCCCAUCUCCCUCUGUCCCCACCUCUCCCUUUCCCCAUCUCCCUCUGUCCCCACCUCUCCCUUUCCCCAUCUCCCUCUGUCCCCACCUCUCCCUUUCCCCAUCUCCCUCUGUCCCCACCUCUCCCUUUCCCCAUCUCCCUCUGUCCCCACCUCUCCCUUUCCCCAUCUCCCUCUGUCCCCACCUCUCCCUUUCCCCAUCUCCCUCUGUCCCCACCUCUCCCUUUCCCCAUCUCCCUCUGUCCCCACCUCUCCCUUUCCCCAUCUCCCUCUGUCCCCACCUCUCCCUUUCCCCAUCUCCCUCUGUCCCCACCUCUCCCUUUCCCCAUCUCCCUCUGUCCCCACCUCUCCCUUUCCCCAUCUCCCUCUGUCCCCAUCUCACUCUGUCCCCAUCUCCCUCUGUCCCCAUCUCCCUCUGUCCCCAUCUCCCUCUGUCCCCAUCUCCCUCUGUCCCCAUCUCCCUCUGGGUGCACGCAUUUCUCUUACUCAGUGUCCACCUUGGUAUCAGUCCGCACCGCGAUCUCCCUGUGGGUGAUUCAGUCCAGGGCUUAUCUGGGAGGGAGUGGGGCCAGGGAACACCCUGCCUCCAUGCCCAUAUUUCCGCCCUGUGGGUGUUUAAGUCCAGAGCUUACCUGGGAGGGAGUGGGGCCUGGGCACACCCAGUCCAGGGCUUAUCUGGGAGGGAGUGGGGCCAGGGCACACCCUGGUCCUCCUUGCCCAUAUUUCCGCCCUGUGGGUGAUUCAGUCCAGGACUUACCUGGGAGGGAGUGGGGCCAGGGCGCACCUGGUGUUUUCACAAUCCCUUCUCACACCCCCAUGCAAUCCUAUCCCCCCUCCCCCCUCUCCUCUCUGUUUCUUGACCCCAAACCCUCCUAUUCCAGAGCUUACCUGGGAGGGAGCGGGGCCAGGGCACACCCUGGUGUUUUCACAAUCCCUUCUCACGCCCCCAUGCAAUCCCAUUCCCCCUCUCCCCUCUCCCCUCUGUUUCUUCAACCCAAGCCCUCCCUGUGGGUGAUUCGGUCCACGGAUUAUCUGGGAGGGAGUGGGGCCAGGGCACACCCUGGUGUUUUCACAAUUCCUUCUCACACCCCCAUGCAAUCCUAUUCCCCCUCUCCCCCCUCUCCUCUGAUUCCUCACCCCAAGCCCUCCUAUGUCGAGCAUCGUAUUAUCAACAACGGUGCCGAUGUGUCGCACGGUCCUGGCAUCAACGGCAGGAAGGUUCGCGAGUCUCUACAGAAAGUGACGGCAUGGUGCAAGGCUGCCAUUAUGGCCCCCUCUGUCAACGGGAGCGGCCCCUGGUACAAGCCCAGUGAAAGGGCGUGGGCCUUCUCUACGACCGGAAUGAUUUACAUCUCCAUCAACGACAUUGAAGACACAGAGGGCAUCAACCGCUUUGCGCAGCCUGCACCUGUCCCGGCCCCGCAGCCUGUGCUGGCCCCAGUCGGGCAGCCUGUGCUGGCCCCAGUCGGGCAGCCUGUGCUGGCCCCAGUCGGGCAGCCUGUGCUGGCCCCAGUCGGGCAGCCAGUGCUGGCCCCAGUCGUGCAGCCUGUGCUGGCCCCAGCCGUGCAGCCUGUGCUGGCCCCAGCCGUGCAGCCUGUGCUGGCCCCAGCCGUGCAGCCUGUGCUGGCCCCAGCCAUGCAGCCUGUGCCUAUCCCGGCCUUCCAGACUAUGCUGGCCCCACUCGCGCAGCCCGUGCCUGUCCCGGCCGCACCAUUUGUGCCUGUCCCUGCCGCCCAGGUUGCGCCUGUCACGGGCGCGCAGGCUGAGCCCGUCCCGACCGCACGUCCUGGGCCUGCACCGGCUGCACAGGCAGGGCCUGCCCCGGUCACACAGGCUGGACCUGUCCAGGCCGCAUGGGGGGACGGCUUUCUGUUUGUAUGA